Molecule: messenger RNA, 2577 nt
Organism: Nicotiana attenuata
Lineage: Eukaryota; Viridiplantae; Streptophyta; Magnoliopsida; Solanales; Solanaceae
Product: calcium-dependent protein kinase 32-like
Exons: 8
Coding region: 679-2271 (530 amino acids)
Biological process (GO): peptidyl-serine phosphorylation; protein autophosphorylation; intracellular signal transduction
Cellular component (GO): cytoplasm; nucleus
Molecular function (GO): ATP binding; calmodulin binding; calcium-dependent protein serine/threonine kinase activity
Source: RefSeq, a predicted model, not a curated record
AAGAAGAGGCCGAAAAACACAUUCACAGAUUGUGGAGCAACAAGCAUAGGAGGGAAGUUUCCAUGAAACCAGUUUUGACCAUUGCUCUCUCACUCCUCUCUUGUUUAUAUUGAUUUUCUUCAAACGUUAAAUUCCUAUUCACAUACUCUUCUUGAUCCACAAACACCCCCUUUUUCAUUUCUUAAAAUCACCCCUUUCAAGAACCUCAGGGUUUAUUACCCCCUUUUACCUUAAAGUUUGAAAACCAAAUUGGGUUUUUGGAGAUCUGAGAUUUUGAAUUUUUUGAGAUUCGAAGGAACUUAUCAAAGUUGGAUCUUGAUUGCUGUUUGACUAGUGCCUAGUGGCAAUCUUGAGACCCUUUUGGGUGGAGAUCAGCACAGUAAAAAUUGGUGCUUUAUCUGUGAAAGUUGAGAUUUGUAUGCUGAUUUGGUGGGGAAAGGUAAAAUUUUGAGACCCAUUUAGUUGAAGAUAAGUUUGAAGCUUUACCUUUGAGAAUUGAAGCUUUUUGUUGUAUUAGUUUGGUGAAAAAGUUAUCAUCUUGAGACCUUUUUGACUGGAAAUUUUGAAGAUCUUGGCUUUUGAAGAAGUUGUUGUAUUAGUUUGGUGGGAAAGUUAGGAUCUUGAGACCCCUUUGGCUGAAAUUUUUAAAGAAGAAGUUGGGUUUUGAAGAUCCGUCUCAUGGGUAAUUGUUGUGCAGCACCAAAAACUUCAGAUACAGAGAGGAAGAAAAGGGGAAAAAAUAAGCCAAAUCCAUUUUCUGUUGAUUAUGCCCAUGGGAAUGGUGGAUACAAGUCCUAUGUGUUAGACAAUCCAACUGGAGCUGAUAUUGAGGCAACAUAUGAAUUAGGUCGUGAGCUUGGCAGAGGUGAAUUUGGGGUUACAUAUUUGUGUACUGACAAAGCAAAUGGAGAAGUGUAUGCUUGUAAAUCAAUAUCCAAGAAGAAACUCAGGACUCGAGUGGAUAUCGAGGAUGUAAGGAGAGAAGUUGAGAUCAUGAAGCAUUUGCCUAAGCAUCCUAAUAUUGUUACUUUAAAGGAUACUUAUGAGGAUAAUGAUGCAGUCCAUAUAGUUAUGGAGUUGUGUGAGGGUGGUGAACUGUUUGAUCGGAUCGUUGCAAGGGGGCAUUAUACUGAGAGGGCAGCAGCUGCUGUGACUCGCACAAUUGUUGAAGUGAUUCAGAUGUGCCAUAAGCAUGGGGUCAUGCAUCGUGACCUCAAACCUGAAAACUUCUUGUUUGAAAACAAGAAAGAGACAGCACCAUUGAAGGCAAUUGACUUUGGUCUCUCAGUAUUCUUUAAGCCUGGUGAGAGAUUUAAUGAAAUUGUGGGAAGUCCAUAUUACAUGGCUCCCGAGGUGCUGAAGAGAGACUAUGGUCCAGAAGUAGAUGUAUGGAGUGCUGGAGUAAUUCUCUACAUCUUGCUUUGCGGUGUUCCGCCUUUCUGGGCAGAAACUGAACAAGGUGUUGCUCAAGCGAUCAUUCGUUCUGUUGUGAAUUUCAAAAGGGAUCCUUGGCCUAAGGUCUCUGACAAUGCAAAAGACCUUGUGAAGAAGAUGCUUACCCCUGACCCUAGCAAGAGACUUACUGCUCAAGAAGUUCUAGAUCAUCCGUGGAUACAAAAUGCAAAGAAGGCUCCAAAUGUUUCUUUGGGUGAAACAGUGAAAGCAAGGCUCAAGCAAUUUUCUAUGAUGAACAAGCUAAAGAAAAGAGCUUUAAGGGUGAUUGCUGAGCAUUUGACAGUGGACGAAGUGGCUGGAAUAAAGGAGGGAUUCCAAUUGAUGGAUAUAGGUAACAAAGGGAAGAUUGAUGUUAACGAGUUGAGAGUUGGGUUGCAGAAACUUGGCCAUCAAAUUCCUGAAAGUGAUGUACAUAUUCUUAUGGAUGUUGGUGACGUUGAUAAAGAUGGAUAUUUGGACUAUGGGGAAUUUGUUGCUAUUUCAGUCCACCUAAGAAAGAUGGCAAAUGAUGAGCACCUGAAAAAGGCGUUUGAAUUUUUUGAUAAGAACCAAACUGGCUAUAUAGAGAUUGAGGAGUUGAGGGAGGCCUUAGCUGACGAGAUUGAAACCAACAGCGAAGAAGUUAUCAAUGCUAUUAUGCACGAUGUGGACACAGACAAGGACGGACGGAUAAGUUACGAUGAAUUCUCUACAAUGAUGAAGACUGGCACAGAUUGGAGGAAGGCGUCAAGACAGUAUUCACGAGAACGAUACAAUAGUCUCAGCUUGAAAUUAAUGAAGGAUGGUUCCUUACAAAUGAACAAUGAGACUAGAUAACUUAAGGCAGAGUAUGACAUCUCGAAGAACAGAACUCGCCUUUUGGCUUUCUAAAUUUUUAUAUUCUUUCCUGUUCGACGAUCAUUUUGCCAUUUUUUGUUGUAUGUGUGAUUUCUCCUCUGGGGGUGGAUAAGUAUCAGGUCCCCAACAUUCAUGUGUUCUUUAAGUUGUGAUUAUGUUGUUCUAUAUAUAUAUAUUUUUUUAAUCGACAAUUUGAAGAAAUAUGGUGAAGGAUAGAAAGGUGGUUAUUUUGUUAUUGUAUCUAAUUAAGGAUCAACAUUUUCAACUCGUUCCUUUUUCUUUUUU